AUGCACACACUGACGCACGCAUACAAACAAACACGCGUACACGCAUCUGCUGCUCUCUCUCUUCUUCCGAAUCGCGCAGAGGCAUCGCGAAAUUAUCCAGUUGCCAAGUUGACGCCUCGCGUGCUGCUGCGUGUCUGCAUGCGUGUGUGAUACCGUGUGUCUGUGUUCGUGCCUAUAUAAGCGCCAAAACGAGUGUCUUCUGUAAAUAUAUAUAUAUAUAUAAAUUAUAUAUCUGUAUCUAUAUAAAUCGUGUUACACGCGCACGAGUCAGCACAGCGUAGUAAAACUCAUUGUUUAUUUGGGCAUCGUCGUCGUCGGAGCAGAGAGACAGAACAUCCUCUGUUUUUAGUGUUUCCUGCCUGCAGCACCCCCGCGUCAUCGUCUUCGUCGUCGUUGCCAACGAGGCCGUCCUGUCACGCGGGAAUCGAGAGAGUCAACGUGCGAUCGUUGCUGUUUACAACAAACAGAUACAGCCCAUAGAAUAAAAAUGGAGAGCAUCUUUCACGAAAAGCAAGAGGGCUACCUGUGUGCCCAGCACUGUCUGAAUGCCCUGCUCCAAGGACAGUACUUCGAUGCCGUCCACCUGUCUGAGAUUGCCAGCCAGCUGGACGCCGAAGAAAGACGAGCCAUGGCUGAGAGUGGAGAAGAUACAGAUGAUUACAGAAGGUUCAUUGAGCAACCUUCUGGUAACAUGGACGACAGUGGAUACUUCUCAGUUCAAGUUAUAAGCAAGGCACUGGAAAUAUAUAAUCUUGAACUGAUUCCUUACACUAGUCACUCAGAAGAACAAGCUGAGAGAGCAAGGGAUGAUCCAUCGCAAAUGAAAGCAUACAUUUGCAACUACAAAGGUCAUUGGUUUACCAUCAGAAAGCUUGGAAAGCAAUGGUUUAAUCUCAAUUCUAUGCAGUCUGGACCACAGCUUAUUUCUGAUACAUAUCUUACAUUGUAUUUAUCACAAUUGAUAAAUGAUGGUUAUUCUAUAUUUAUUGUUAAUGGAAACUUACCAGCUUGUGAAGCUGAUGAAGUCCUCAGAAAAAACCCAGUAACGGUGUCAAGGUCCAAGGCUACCUCAACCACCUCAGCAGCACCUUCAAAACCAACUAGUUUCUCAUCCACAGGCUACAGAUUGGGUACUCGAGCUGAAGAUGACGCAAAAAUAAUGGAGGCGGCUGCAGCAUUGACUUCUGUUGUUGUACCCUCCACAUCCAAUUCCAGAACUCGCAGUAGGCCAGAUAUUGAAAUAAUUUCAGAAAACAUUAAACGACCACGCGAAAGAAUAAUACCCAUCAAAAUAGAGGGCCGCGAAGAAAUAGAAAUUAACGAGGAUGACGACGACGAUGAACUGCAGAGAGCUUUACAAUUAAGUUUACAAAAUUUCGAACAGGAAGAAAGAAGCAAUCCUGCCCAAAGUUCAACGGCACCACAGUGCUCGGGUAUGGACGACGCCGAGGAAGACGAUGACUUGAGACGUGCGCUGCAGUUGAGUCUCGAAUGCGUGACAGCCCCACCAACGCCGGAUCAGGAACACGUUCGUUGGAAAAGGCUUAAUCAUCUCACGAGGAACUCCUCGAGCGACAGCUCGGCUAAGCUGUCUAAUUUAUAACGCUGUCCCAAUUGAUCGUUUGUUGAAAAAUUCAAAUUUUUAUUAUGUGAAUAACAAAUUUUUUUGCAUGUGUAAUGUGAAAAAAAGUAUAAUUGUUGUUACUUGUGUUACUUCUCUUUUUGAUCUUGAAAUAAUGAUGGUUAAGAGUUAUUACGGAACAUGACACCGACGUGCUGUCGGAUUUCAAAAUCAAAGAACUCAGUUUUCGCCAUGAAUCACAUUUACGAUGUUGAAAAAGUUGAAAUUAAUGUUAACCACAUCAAUAUAAAUCUAUAUUAUUCGUAAUUUCUUUAAAUCUGUACAAUGUAAAGUGUAUUUUUCUUCGAGCAGCUCUGCUUAUGCCUCGAUUUUUUAAAUGAUUUUAUCAUUAUAAUAUUUUUAACAGUUCAAAUUACUAACUUAGGCACUUGUACAUUUGAGAGAAUGAAAAAAAAAAUUGAAUAAAGUAUUUUUUCAGUUCGUACAAUCUCACAAA
Trichogramma pretiosum is the source of this 2078-nucleotide messenger RNA. Its product is annotated as ataxin-3-like. Gene Ontology annotation, cellular component: nucleus. NCBI's taxonomy places the organism in Eukaryota, Metazoa, Arthropoda, Insecta, Hymenoptera, Trichogrammatidae. The transcript is spliced from 5 exons. Gene Ontology annotation, molecular function: cysteine-type deubiquitinase activity. The record is from RefSeq and is a predicted model, not a curated record. Bases 488 to 1603 code for a protein of 371 amino acids. Gene Ontology annotation, biological process: protein deubiquitination.